CGCUCUCUCUAGUCUCGGUUUGCCUUCCGUCGCGAGCGGUUGUGUUGUUUGGCGCGCUUUCCCGGUGUGGCGGUGAACUCGCAGAGAGAUUCGAAGUCCGAUUUGUGUGCUGAGCGUUGUCCGGUUUUGUUAGUGGAACGUGCCGAGUUGGUGCUUUAAUUGCGAUUGUAUAUUUCACCGUCAGAUUUUUAUGAGAAAGAACACUUGUGAGCAAAGUGGUGAUGCCGCCGUUCUCAACAACACAUUUGGACUAUUAUAUUUCUUAGUAUACCAUAGCCCGGAGCACAAAGAAAAGUACCGAAAGCAGAAGUGGAAAGCUGAGCGAAGAAAUGCCGUGCUGAGUGUAGUGACGAGAUAUGAAAAAUUGCAUUUAGAAGGAAAGUUGAUCCAGGACGAAGAAAGUUAGGCAGAACGAGUUAGUAGGUGUUUGGUUUGAAGAGUUUGGUGUAAAGUGAGACUGCCAAACGACAAGUGUUGUCGUCAAGGAGAAUUCUUUCCUCAGGAUGGCAGCACCCACGGGAAAUUCCAUUGAGAUAGGACAGUCGGAACAGGAACUGGUUGGUUCGAAGAAGCGCAACACCAAGAAAUAUCUACUCAUAGGCGGAGCAGUAGCGAUUGUGCUAGCUGUUGUGAUCACCCUGGUCGUAGUGCUCACCGGAGACGAUUCAAGCGACAAUGGUGAUAAGAGCCCAAUCGUGUCCGGUGGAGAUCCAAUCACACUGGAGGAUUUCCUCACCGGUAAACUGUCGGCACGUGGUUUCAACGGUGCAUGGUCACCGAGCGGUAAAGUGAUUUCUCGGGACGAUGUUGGACGCGUUCUGGCUUACGAUCCGGCCACGAAUGAAACUAAAACACUACUCGAUGAGAAACAUGAAGAUCUGCUGCAGGGAUUCAAGUUCGAUCUUUCGGCCGAUGAACGGUAUCUGUUGGUAGCUAGAGGGUACAGCAAGAUCUUCCGUCACAGUUUUCUGGCCGUGUACGACAUUGUGGAUCUGCAGAACAACCGCGUCAUUCCGAUCAACGUCAAUGGCGAGAGGAGAGCGCUCAAUGUGGUAGAAUGGGGUCCCGUGGGAAGUGCGUUCAUAUUCGUUUUUCUCAACAAUUUGUACUACAAGCCGUCACCCGAUGCUCAGGAGAUUCAGAUUACGACUGAUGGAGAGGCUAGCAUCUACAACGGCAUCCCGGAUUGGGUCUACGAGGAAGAAGUAUUCUCGACCAACAUAGCAACGUGGUUCUCUACGGAUGGUCAAAAGCUUGCAUUUAUUAGGUUUAACGACACUACUACUCGACUGAUGAAAAUCCCAAUCUACGGACCUCCUGGUCAUCCGGAAUUCCAAUAUCCCCAUGAACUUGCUCUGCACUAUCCGAAGGCUGGAACUCCUAAUCCCUCUGUGAACCUCUACCAGGUGAAUCUUAUGAACCCGUCGGUAAAGAUUGAAAUCAAGCCACCAUCUGCGUUGGUAACUCCAGAAAACGAUCAUAUCAUAACAUCAGUUGGUUGGGCUAACGAGAACCGUUUGAUUACAAUCUGGAAGAAUCGAGUACAGAAUCAUGCGAUCGUAACGACGUGUGAUCAAAACAACAGCUGUGGUGAAAUUCAAGAUAUCCGAGCCGAUGGAGGAUGGUUGGAAUUGUUCAGCGCUCCGGUGUUCAAUAAGGACGGAUCACAGUUCGUCAUUAUAAAAUCGCAGGAUCAGGGCGCCGCAGGUGGUUUCAAUCACAUUACCGUGAUGUCUAGUCAAACGACAAGUAGUAUGGCAUUUACAAGUGGAAAGUACGUGGUGCAAGAGAUUUUGAUGUGGGAACCGGAAACCAACAUGAUAUUCUACGCCGCCAAUACCGAGGAAGAUUCACACGUGCUGCAUAUCUUCGCGGUUCAAGGUCAUUCUGGCGCUAAACCAAUGUGUUUGACGUGUACAGUAGGAUCGAGCCCUAAACAGAGCUAUUUCAAUGCUCAGAUGAGCAAGAAGGGAAAAUACAUUGUUCUAGAAGCAAAAGGACCGGGCGUACCUUGGUCAGAGAUGUUCGAAUGGAGUUUUGUCAAUAACGCUGUUACCCUCAAGCCUGUUAAAACCCUGGAAACCAAUACUGAGCUGCGAGAGCGCUUGGAAGGCAAAUCUCUGCCGACUGUACAGUACCACGAGAUCGACUUGGAUAACGGAUUUACUUCUAAAGUUAUGCUUCUGGUUCCACCUGGUAUUGAUCUAAAUGGCAAGACGAAAUAUCCCCUACUUGUUGAUGUCUACGGAGGUCCAAACUCGUAUUCGGUAACCAGCUCUUGGUCGAUCGGCUGGGGUCAUCAUAUGAGCUCGAAUCGAUCGGUGAUCUACGCUAAGAUCGAUGGUCGGGGGUCAGGGUUGCGUGGCGACAAGCUGUUAUUCCAAAUCUAUCGCAAGUUGGGAACAUUGGAAAUUGAAGAUCAGAUCACAACGGCCAAGAAGCUGGCCGAAAAGCUGCCUUUCGUAGAUCCAAACCGCACCGCUAUUUGGGGUUGGAGUUACGGCGGCUACGCAUCUGCUAUGGCGCUAGCUAAGGAUACCCAACACGUAUUCAAAUGUGCUGUUUCCGUGGCACCAGUCACUGACUGGACAUUCUAUGAUUCCAUCUAUACCGAGCGUUACAUGGGACUUCCCACGGCUACAGACAACAAGCAAGGUUAUGAGCAGUCUCGGUUGACAGCAAUGUACGAAAAGUUCCGAGAUCGGAAGUACAUGUUGGUUCAUGGUACUUUCGAUGACAACGUUCACUAUCAACAGGCUAUGCAGCUCGCACGAGCACUGGAAACCCAUGACAUUAUGUUCAAACAAGUGAGCUACCCGGACGAAGACCACAGCCUCGCCGGAGUUCGGCCCCAUCUGUACCACACUCUGGGCCGGUUCUUCAGCGAGUGUUUCGACCUUCGGGACUGACAUGGUCUUCUAGCCGAAGACGGCGAGCACCAAAUGUACUUCAUACCGGACAAUGAUUCCUUCGUCCCUAAAGACUUAUCCAGCCUUCUGCGGGAGUUCCACCUGCAAAAAGUCACAAAUGGCAGCAUGUCCGUCUUGUAAAUAGUUUUUAAAAACAAUUGUCCAUUUUGCGUACAUCGCGCUCCUGUAAAUAGUGGACCGACUCUUGAAUCGAUUGGGAUGUAAAUGUUCUCUUUAGGCUCCUGUGUCUGUAAUGUAUACUGUGUACAGUUAAUGCUAUCCAGAACAGGUUUGUGAAACCACAAGACCAUCAACCAUUAUUAUAGAAAACAUAUUUCUGCAGCGCCAAGUAACAGGAACCACAUGAUAUGCCAAGUUUUACAAAUUAUAAAAAUACUAGUCAGUAUUCAGAAGAAGGAAUGUGUAAACAAACUUUUCACUUUUAUGUUAUGUUUGCUACACAUAGAUAGUUACGACCAAUAUUUUAUAAAAAUCAUUUCGUUUUAAAUUCAAAUUUUGAUGUUCUUUGGAGCGGUGUUCUGAAUGAAUGUUUUACAACUAGUAUGAGCUGUGUUAAAUGGUAGGUCACAAAUUGUAACUUGUUAUUUAAAUGUUAAUAAAUAAACAAUUUCAUACGGA
Aedes aegypti (yellow fever mosquito) is the source of this 3548-nucleotide messenger RNA. RefSeq names its product venom dipeptidyl peptidase 4 (gene ome). The record is from RefSeq and is a predicted model, not a curated record. Gene Ontology annotation, biological process: proteolysis. Gene Ontology annotation, molecular function: serine-type peptidase activity; dipeptidyl-peptidase activity. NCBI's taxonomy places the organism in Eukaryota, Metazoa, Arthropoda, Insecta, Diptera, Culicidae. The transcript has 7 exons. Bases 504 to 2909 code for a protein of 801 amino acids.